Molecule: messenger RNA, 1631 nt
Organism: Microcebus murinus (gray mouse lemur)
Lineage: Eukaryota; Metazoa; Chordata; Mammalia; Primates; Cheirogaleidae
Gene: ZFYVE19
Product: zinc finger FYVE-type containing 19
Biological process (GO): mitotic cytokinesis checkpoint signaling; abscission
Cellular component (GO): midbody; centrosome; cleavage furrow
Molecular function (GO): phosphatidylinositol-3-phosphate binding; metal ion binding
Source: RefSeq, a predicted model, not a curated record
GAGCAGAGCUGGGUGAGGGUCCUGGGAGCCCUGGACCUGGGCGACGAGACCUCAGCUCUGCCGAUUCUGCCGCGCUGAAAGCCGCUAUGGAGAGCCGGUGCUACGGCUGCGCUGUCAGGUUCACCCUCUUCAAGAAGGAGUAUGGCUGUAAGAAUUGUGGCCGGGCCUUCUGUUCUGGCUGCCUCAGCUUCAGGGCAGCAGUACCUCGGACUGGAAACACCCAACAGAAAGUCUGCAAGCAGUGUCACGAGGUACUGACCAGCGGCUCUUCUGCCAAUGACUCCAAGUGGUCACCACCUCAGAACUAUAAGAAGCGUGUGGCAGCCUUGGAAGCCAAGCAGAAGCCCAGCACUCCCCAGAGCAAGGGACUGACCCAACAAGACCAAGUCAUAGCUGAGCGCCUAGCACGGCUUCGCCAGGAGAACAAGCCCAAGUUAGUACCCUCGCAGGCAGAGAUAGAGGCACGGCUGGCUGCACUGAAGGAUGAACUCCAGGGCUCCAUCCCUUCUACCCAGGAGAUGGAAGCACGGCUUGCCGCAUUGCAGGACAGAGUUCCACCUUCUCAGACCCCCCAGCCGGCACAUCAGACACCAGACACCAGGACCCAGGCCCAGCAGGCACAGGAUCUGCUAACGCACCUGACAGCUGAGGUGGCUAUUGAUGAAAGCUUGGAACGAAGAGGCCCAGUCCUUCCAGCUGCCUCUCUCCAGAAUGACCUGAGCCAGGGUGGCCCAGGGAGCCAGAGCACUAAUUCCAAGGGGCAGACCAGCUGGUCCCUGGACAAGGAGAAAAGCAGAUUGCUGGCUGAGGCAGCAGUUGAGCUUCGAGAGGAGAACACAAGGCAGGAGCGGAUCCUGGCACUUGCCAAGCGGCUGGCCGUGCUUCAGGGACGAGACCCUGAUAGAGUGACCCUCCAGGACUAUCAUCUCCCAGACAGUGAUGAUGAUGAGGAUGAGGAGACAGCCAUCCAGAGAGUCCUGCAGCAGCUCACUGAAGAAGCUGCCCUGGAUGAGGCAAGUGGCUUUAACAUCCCUGCGGAACCAGCUCCCCGACCCCGGGCCCAAGCCCACAGGGCAGAGCCUGAGGCCCAUGCUGUGGACCCCAGGCCUGAGGCCGAGGAAGAGGAGCUCCCCUGGUGCUGCAUCUGCAAUGAAGAUGCCACCCUGCGCUGUGCUGGCUGUGACGGAGACCUCUACUGUGCCCGCUGCUUCCGGGAGGGCCAUGAUGCCUUUGAUCUUAAAGAGCACCAGACAUCUGCCUACCGCCCCCUGCACUUAAGCUGAGAGCACUGAGGAAACUGGUCCUCCCAGUGAGGCAGUCCCACAGGCUUGGCACCGACCUCUGGGCCCAGCCUCAGGGCGUCCAGUGGGAGAGCAUGUCUGGCUGUACUGCUGAAGGCUCCUGAGCCUUCGCAUCCCUGGAAAGAGGAAAGAGUCUCCAUUUGAGACGAUGACUGGAGGAACCAGGGGAAGGAAAAGUAGGGGCCCUCCUACUAGAAGCCCAGAUGGGGAAUGAGAAGCAUGAUGGGGAAAGAUAGACUGAUCUAAGAUGAGCCCUGUAGCCUCGCUCAGGGCCCAGGACCCUCUCCUGGCUCUUAGUGGAUCUAAUAAAGUAUCUGCUUUAUUGGUUCA